UUUUCUGAUAUCAGUUUUAAUAUUAUCCUCCUGUCAACCCCUAGGUUUUCCAUCCGAUCUCCCCAAAAUUGUGUAUGCAUUUCUUGUUUUCCUCGCCCAUUUCAUCCGCCUUUGAUUUGAGCGUCCCUAGUAUUUAGCGAAGAGUACAGAUUACGCUCCUCACUGCCCUGUUUUCUCCAGCCUCGUCCAUAUAUUCUCCUAAGCACGCUGUUCUCGUAUACCCUCCCCAGUCUGUGUCUUCCCCUCAGUGUGAGAGAUCAAGUUUCACACCCACACAAAACAGCAAUAACAUUUGCACACACAUCUAUAUAAGAAUAUUAACUACAUAAUUUUUCAGAGUAGCUUAAUAUCUGGAUCUUGUUUUUUUCUGUUUCACAGGAACUGAACAUAAUUUUCAAAAAUUUGGUUGGCACAUGAUGCAGAGUCUUGGAGUCUCGUAUGACACAGGAUCUCUGAUGCACUAUGGCAGAUACGCGUUCUCCAAAGAUUAUCGAUCUCCUACGAUUGUACCUAGAAAUCCCGAUGCCAAUAUCGGUCAAAGAAGAGGAUUUAGUCAGAUUGAUCUGUUGAAACUAAACAGACUCUACGAGUGUCAGAAAGGAAUUCUGGUACCUACGGGUCCUGUGACGUCUAAACCUUAUGAAUGUUCUAAUAACAAUAGGCUCUGUCAACACUGGGCCAACAAUGGUGAAUGUACGAAGAACCCAGCAUGGAUGAACGUGAACUGUGCAAAGUCUUGCAGGCUGUGUGCAGAUUCAAAAUGCGGUAAUUAUAACAGGAACUGCGAGGAAUGGGCACGACUCAGAGAAUGUACGAAGAACCCCGACUAUAUGACAAUUUACUGUCCCAAGGCCUGUCACUCGUGUCAUGGAGGGACCGGCGCAGAUGUUGGCUGUAAAGACUGGAAUGAAUACUGUGCGGCGUGGGCAAGAAAUGGCCAGUGCAGAGUAAACCCAGAUUACAUGCUUGUCUACUGCAGAAAAUCUUGCAGUCAGUGCUGACAUUGUCGUGUGAAUUGUUUGCCGAUGCACUGUGACAUCUAAAUGUAGGUUAGAAGAAAAUGAAUUAUUUGUAAUGUCACAAAUUAUAUAUUUAAUUUUUUUGA
Molecule: messenger RNA, 1105 nt
Organism: Zootermopsis nevadensis
Lineage: Eukaryota; Metazoa; Arthropoda; Insecta; Blattodea; Termopsidae
Product: zinc metalloproteinase nas-15-like
Biological process (GO): proteolysis
Molecular function (GO): metalloendopeptidase activity; zinc ion binding
Source: RefSeq, a predicted model, not a curated record